Sebastes umbrosus (honeycomb rockfish) is the source of this 947-nucleotide messenger RNA. RefSeq names its product gastrin-releasing peptide. The record is from RefSeq and is a predicted model, not a curated record. Gene Ontology annotation, molecular function: neuropeptide hormone activity. NCBI's taxonomy places the organism in Eukaryota, Metazoa, Chordata, Actinopteri, Perciformes, Sebastidae. The transcript has 3 exons. Gene Ontology annotation, biological process: neuropeptide signaling pathway. Bases 306 to 752 code for a protein of 148 amino acids.
UCCUGCAGUCACCCUGCAAUCUCUGGACAAACACUGGCUAUCAAUAACAGCCCUAAUUGCAGACUAUAGAUGAUUUUGUCAUCGUGACUUUCUCAUCACCGUGGUACUUUUAAAAAGAGCUGCUGACGUCUACAGCUUGUAUCAGGAGGGGCAUUUAACUUUCAUCAUUAUAGUCAUUUCUAUCAAGAAGUCUGACACUGGAGCACUUCUGAUGGAGCUUUUCUAAAGUUAGAUCAAGCUGAAGAACUGCAGCUAUAAGGAUCCAAAUACAGCUGUUUAUAGAUCUGACAUUUCUCUCUGAUAACAUGGGCGGAGUGAGCGUGUACUACUACUGUUCAUGGACUAGCAGACCGGUUUUAUUAUGUAUUAUUCUGGCUGCAUUACCGUGCAUGUUGCACUGCUCAGAGAGCCCUGCAGCAGCAGCAGCUGUUGGCAAAAUCUAUCCACGAGGCAACCACUGGGCAGUAGGUCACUUGAUGGGAAAGAAGAGCAUCGAGAGCCUGCCUGGACUUCAGGGGUCAAACCAUGACAGUGACUACCUCACACCCUCAGAAACAGCUGCAGGGGUCACAGAGCGACUGAUGGAGGCUCUGAUGCAACAAAAGAACCUGAAACAGACGACGCCACAAUCUGCAGACAGGCUGCUUCGGCUGCACAGUGCCUGGAGAGAAGAGGACAGAGACAAAUAUCUCAGAGAGAUGUCAGACCUGUUUCUUCUGGCUUUGAGACUGCGAGACAAUGACUCCACCUGAAUCAUCAUCACCUACUAAACAUGUGCCCUGUAAUCACAUAUUCACUCUAUAUUUUUUUUCUGCUGUAAGAAACCCAAAAGAAGAUUAUUUUAUCAGUAAUUUAAAAUGUCUAAUAUGCACAUUAUGCAGCAGUUUGAUUAAAGACUGACGUGUUACCUGAGCUGAGAAUGCUGAAUAAAUUUAACGUUGUGAUAA